AUGGAUUUUUAUCUACCACUUCUUAAUAUAACAAAUGAUAGUAACAUACCUUCACAACAAGAUAUGAUUAAAAGAUUUUCUAAUUAUUUUCAAUAUUUUAAAUUUUGGCUAAGUAAUCAAUCCAUAAAUGUUACAUCGAAACCACUUGUUUUGACUGAAGUUGGAUAUCCAAGUUCAUUAGCUGGACUUGCUCUACCAUCAGGAAAUCCAACUGUUCAAUGUGUUGCUCUUGAUGAGAAUAAAGAAAUAUGUAAUGGUACUAUCAUAUUUUGGUGGGAUAAUCCAUCUUCUAUGGAUUAUUAUAAAGAAAAAGAUUCAAAUUAUUGGAGAUGUUCAUGGACAGUUCGUGGUAAACCAGCUGAAUGUACAAUAGCAGAAGCAUUUGAUGGAACAUGUUCCACAAAUCGAAAUGUGAGACGAUAA
Rotaria sp. Silwood1 is the source of this 423-nucleotide messenger RNA. Lineage: Eukaryota; Metazoa; Rotifera; Eurotatoria; Philodinida; Philodinidae. The record is from the annotation of a GenBank genome assembly.